Notodromas monacha is the source of this 1374-nucleotide messenger RNA. The record is from the annotation of a GenBank genome assembly. NCBI's taxonomy places the organism in Eukaryota, Metazoa, Arthropoda, Ostracoda, Podocopida, Cyprididae.
AUGGUGCAAUGUGUUCUGCAUUUUUUGGGCAUCCGUCUGUCUGCGUCUCUGUCCUCCUGUCCGAGGCUCUGUGAAAGAGAGAGAGAGAUAGGCCGUGUUUUUGUUGGAUGGGCGACUGGGCUCGGAGUUCAGUCGGGGAGGAUCUGCGGGCAUGGAGAGGUGAUGAUGCGGUUGAUGGUGCUCGUUCGAGCGACUCGGUUUGUUUUUGUUGAAAAGCAUUUUCCGCCGGGUAUGCCGAGAUAUGCGAUCUUCUAUGGAUACUUGGGAACGUUUCUCAGGGGAGUCCCGAAGCAACCCUCCUACUCGACCGACUUGGAGUCCGUGGAAGGUGUGAUGGAAGCUGCUCUCAAACGAUUCCCGGUGGCCAACGAGCCAAGAUUUCAUUACUGCAGCAGGACUGAUCAGGGAGUUCAUGCGAUGCGCACGUGCGGUCACGUUGAUCUGGUGCACAGCAGAGAAAACGCUGAGUUCAAACCGGAGAUCUUGCACAAAGGACUGAAUAAAUUCUUCUACGAUGCUCUUCGUCCAAUAAGGGUUCAUGAAGUUCGAAGAGUUUGUGACGAAUUCAGCGCGAGACACUGCGCUGCAUCUCGGACUUACGUGUAUCGUUUCGCUGUUCUGCGGGACUCGGAGAGUCAGCAUGCAGAACGGGAUCUGAAAAACCUUCUUCCUGUGACUGAACUGGACCGCUGUGCACUGGUUAUGCCUCCGUUCGAUGCGGAGAAGGCGAAUCAAGUCGCAGAUAUGUUUAUCGGAACCAAAGACUUCGCGACGUUUAGCAAGGCGCCGAAGAGGCGCGAGCAAGAACAUUUGCAUGACGCGGGGAUCAUCAAGUCCACUGUUCGUAAGGUUUACGAAUGCAGUUUGGAACCUGGACUGCCGCUGAUGGUGUCACGCUUUCAACCGAGACCUCAGUAUGACGUGUGGAAUCUUCGCGUUCGGGCAUCUGGAUUUUUGUACCAUAUGGUGAGACGCAUGGCCGGAGCAGUGAUUGCUGCCGGCAAAGGCCGACUGGAUCUGUGUGACAUUGAAGAAAUGUUCGACAGACGAAGCUCGGACGCGUGGAACCCGCGCGCGUCAACGGCCGAAGCCUGUGGACUCUAUCUGGAGGACGUCGAGUAUCACCCUGUGAGCUUUGAAACUGGACAAAUGCCGGAAAAGCCCUGGUCCCGUUCGCAAAUGAGGCGAGACUUGGCUGACGACGCGUGUGUCAAAUUGCGGGACUCCUCCUUUGCUGGCUGAUGAUGAUGGGCUUGUCCGUCGUUCCUUUUUUUGUUCGUUUCGCACGUGGUACUGUUUAUUCAUCUAUUUAAUAAUGAUGCAAACGACUCGGAAGGGACUGUCGUCUUUGAUAAAUCAGCUGAUUAUUGCCAA